AUGCCUCAGCCUAGUUUCUCUUCCCACUUGGACACGAUGUUUGCCAAUUCUUCAGUCAAUGCCUCUUCUACCAACAGCCCUGUGCCCCAGUGCCGUGACUAUCGGGGCACACAUCGUCUGCAUAUGGUGGUCUACAGCCUAGUGUUGGCGACUGGUCUCCCUCUCAACGCUCUGGCUCUAUGGGUCUUCCUGCGUGUGCUGCGCAUAAACUCGGUGGUGAGCGUGUACAUGUGUAACCUGGCAGCCAGCGACCUGCUCUUCACCCUGUCACUGCCCCUGCGCCUCUCCUACUAUGCACGGCACCACUGGCCCUUCCCGGACUUCCUGUGCCAGACGUCGGGCGCCAUCUUCCAGAUGAACAUGUACGGCAGCUGUAUCUUUCUGAUGCUCAUCAACGUGGACCGUUAUGCGGCCAUCGUGCACCCGCUGCGACUGCGCCACCUGCGGCGACCCCACGUGGCGCGGCGGGUCUGCCUAGGCGUCUGGGCGCUCAUCCUGCUGUGCGCCGUGCCCGCCGCCCGCGUGCACAGUCCGUCCACCUGCAGGUACGAGAACAGCACCGUGAGCCUGUGCUUCGAGAGUUUCAGCGAUCAGCUGUGGAAGGGCGGGCUGCUGCCGCUUCUGCUGCUGGCUGAGACCCUGGGUUUUCUGCUGCCCUUAGCGGCUGUCGUCUAUUCGUCUGGCCGGGUCUUCUGGACGCUGGCGAGGCCCGACGCCACUCAAAGCCAUCGGCGUCAGAAGACGGUGCGCCUCCUGCUGAUCAACCUCAUCAUCUUCCUGCUGUGCUUCGUACCCUACAACGCCACGCUGGCUGUGUAUGGGUUGUUGCGAGCCAACCUGGUGGAAUCCAGCCUUGAGGCCCGCGAUCAGGUGCGCGGUGUGCUGAUGGUAAUGGUGCUGCUGGCCGGCGCCAACUGCGUACUGGAUCCGCUGGUGUACUACUUCAGUGCCGAGGGUUUCCGAAACACACUUCGCAGCCUGGGCACCGCGCUCCAGACGAGGCCUCUGGCUACCAAUGGGGCUCGAGGCGUGCUCACUGAACCACCCUCAGAAACCACCCAAAACACCGGGCAGGACGCCACCAGUCAGGGGUUACUCCAGCCUGGAAAUCUGGAAACACACAUCACCCAGAGCCCCCAGGAUUCAGCCCUCUGA
Messenger RNA from Chionomys nivalis (European snow vole), 1155 nucleotides. RefSeq names its product lysophosphatidic acid receptor 5 (gene Lpar5). Gene Ontology annotation, biological process: behavioral response to pain; G protein-coupled receptor signaling pathway. NCBI's taxonomy places the organism in Eukaryota, Metazoa, Chordata, Mammalia, Rodentia, Cricetidae. The record is from RefSeq and is a predicted model, not a curated record. The transcript has a single exon. Gene Ontology annotation, molecular function: G protein-coupled receptor activity. The coding region runs from base 1 to 1155 and encodes 384 amino acids. Gene Ontology annotation, cellular component: membrane.